GCCUGUGUCGUCAUCUUCUCCUCCCUUUCGUCUUCCACUGUUUCACAUAUCGUGUCUGAUCUCUGAGCCCCUGAGCUCGAAUUUUGUCUCUGCACUUCGCCAGGUGGAUUUUACGUCUAGGGUUGAGGCAACGAUUUCUGGGUUAAUCGCAUGGGUUUUGAUUCUGUUCCGAUUUUCGAACUGGUGAAGCAUAGAAUAUGGCGGGAGAAGGUGACGAGGAUGUGCCGAGAGAUGCGAAGAUUGUGAAAUCUCUGCUCAAAUCGAUGGGAGUGGAGGAUUACGAGCCGCGUGUGAUACACCAGUUCCUAGAGUUGUGGUAUCGCUAUGUCGUCGAAGUGCUGACGGAUGCUCAGAUUUACUCCGAACAUGCCGGAAAAUCCACCAUCGACUGUGACGAUGUCAAGCUCGCGAUCCAAUCCAAGGUUAACUUCAGCUUCUCUCAGCCACCACCACGAGAGGUGCUGCUGGAACUGGCCGCCAACAGGAACAAGAUCCCUUUACCGAAAUCGAUAGCAGGACCGGGUAUUCCACUUCCACCUGAGCAAGACACGCUGAUUAGUCCGAACUACCAACUCAUUGUACCGAGAAAGCCGGCUUCUCAUGCACCUGAAGAAACAGAAGAAGAUGAGGAAAAUGGUGAUCCUUCUCAGUCCUCACAGGAACAACAACAGCAACAAACAACAGAUCUUCCAAACCGAACUCCUCAAAGGGUCUCAUUCCCACUCUCUAAACGCUCCAAUUGAGAGAGGGAGAGAGACACUGGUAGCAUCCUGCCUGUGUAAAGAACAGAACUAGCAAUGGUUAAAUGUAACCUUUGUCUAUGGAUGUGGUGUACACAUUCUUGACCAAAUGUAUGUUUACAUGUUCUUUUUAUGGGAUCAAAACGAGGCUUUUUAGA
Molecule: messenger RNA, 898 nt
Organism: Tarenaya hassleriana
Lineage: Eukaryota; Viridiplantae; Streptophyta; Magnoliopsida; Brassicales; Cleomaceae
Product: transcription initiation factor TFIID subunit 9
Exons: 4
Coding region: 198-743 (181 amino acids)
Biological process (GO): RNA polymerase II preinitiation complex assembly; DNA-templated transcription initiation
Cellular component (GO): SAGA complex; transcription factor TFIID complex
Molecular function (GO): protein heterodimerization activity; transcription coactivator activity; RNA polymerase II general transcription initiation factor activity
Source: RefSeq, a predicted model, not a curated record